Molecule: messenger RNA, 2107 nt
Organism: Eriocheir sinensis (Chinese mitten crab)
Lineage: Eukaryota; Metazoa; Arthropoda; Malacostraca; Decapoda; Varunidae
Product: proline-rich protein 36-like
Exons: 2
Coding region: 1-1947 (648 amino acids)
Biological process (GO): regulation of transcription by RNA polymerase II
Cellular component (GO): nucleus
Molecular function (GO): DNA-binding transcription factor activity, RNA polymerase II-specific; RNA polymerase II cis-regulatory region sequence-specific DNA binding
Source: RefSeq, a predicted model, not a curated record
AUGUCUCCAUUUGAAGACUGCACCCGUUGGGUGGCGGACUUGGAGAGGAAGUACAAGUGCCCGUGGUGCGGGAAGGGAUUUAGACUCUCCGUCCAUCUGAAGGACCAUGUAAGGACACACACAGGCGAGAAGCCCUAUCAGUGCCAAAUUUGUCAGAAGGAUUUCACUCAGCGCUCUAAUCUGAGGACACAUCUCAGCAAGAUCCACAAAGAGCAGCUUGCCUACAUUAAAAACAGAAAAAGUAGAGGUCCCAAAUUUCCUGUGAAACACGAGUUCUUGCCCAGCAUGGUUUCUACCAAUAGUGAGAGCUGUGGCAGCAGUGGUAGUGGAGGUGGUAGUGGAAGUGCUGGUGGCAGCUGUGGCAGUGGUCUAUCCCACUCCCCUGCUGAGAUGAAGAAACUUGUGAUUGCAUCUGGUGAUCCAAAGCCCAUCCUCCCCAAGCCACAAGGAACGGAGCCUUCAGUAAUGCCUUUCCUCUCUAAAGAGACAGUCAGUUUUCUGCAAAAAGAUGAACUGACUGUUUUAUACAAGGACAAGAGUCCAGGAAUGGAAACAAAUCGAAGAGUUUCCCUGCCUCAACUUGUACUACACCAGCCCCACCAGGACGGAGAACCACAGGUUUUCCCUGUUGACCAAACCUUCGCUGAAUUUGAAGGCAAUUCCACCCCCAAGAAAGACUCCACAAACCAGCCUUUCUUAGGUAAGGAAGCUGCAAUCAAGUCCCCUCAGAAGGAGACCCUACUGAAGGCCCUUCUGCUCAAGGGCUCCUCAGGGGGCUCAGCUUGCCCUAAUGAGGUCCCUCCAGGUGUAAUGCGACAGGUCAUCCCUUCAUCCUUGGCCUCUUCACUUACCCCAACCCUUGUCACUACCCCUACCCUUGUCACUACCCCCUUGUCUUCUGCUGGCCAGAAUCUUCAUUCUCUUUCUUCCUCAGUGGCAGUGACCCUUGCCUCAUCUAUUUAUAAUCCUCCAGAAGAAGUGCUUCAGCCAAUAUUUGUCAUGGAUUCAUCCAAAGGCCUCUCUCCUCUGAUUCGUUGCUCAAAGGAUGUAUCUGUCUCCCAUGGGGAUCUCCUUUCCCCAGGGAGGAAGGGCGAGUCAUUUGUAGUGAUAGAGGCCUCAGGGGUUGCCCCCCAGGAAUCGACUCCAGUUGCUGUAGACUCUCAGGAUCAACCACAUAUGACAGAUGAGAUGAGAAUCCUGUUGCAGGCAGUGCAGAUUCGGGUGUCCCAAGACCAGGGUCAGCCCAGCACUCCAGGCAGUCCUGUGAUGGUAAAACCCCCCACCAUAGGCCCCACUGUCACCACUGCCUCACUACCAGUUGUAAGUCACACAUUGGCUGUGCCCACUCCCUCAGGGCCCCCUCUCACACCUGAUGCUGUUCUUAGACAACGCAUAUCCCGCUCAGUGCCAGACAAGGAUGCCAGCAGAAAGAAGAACCCCAGCCAUGUUGUGCCCUUAAAGAAAUCAAAUCACAGUCCUGAAACACUCAGCAAACAAGGCUACAAUAAAGACCAAGAGCUAUACACUAUGCCUGCCAAGGGCAUCUCCGAGAAGGGAAAGCCUUUACCCUUCCUGCGGCAGCUUCCCAUAUCACAAAUGCCUGCUUCUUUGUCACACCCACAUUCUCUUGGCCCUAAACCCAUCCUCUCCUCUACCCUUCCACCUCAUACUGCUCCAGCUUCCACUCCAACACCAUCUCCACCACUACCACCCCCUCUUCCCCUGCCACGCCAUCAUAGCCUCACCAAUCAAUCAGCCUCCUCAACAGCAGUGUCACCCACAACCUCCAUUACAACACCUUCCUCUGGGGACAGGAGGAGGCCAAGUGGCUACCACAUACCCCUAAACAAAAGUGUCUAUAAACUUGGUGACAAACAUGAGAAAACCAGCAUCUCUAGAGUGAGGGAGAUCCAUGGAGAAAAUGAAUCUGUGCCUGACCAUAAAUAGUUGAACAGAAGUGUGACAUUGCCUCCUUGUGAAUUUGCUGAGUUAGUAUAUGUUAAAAAGGAAAAUUUGAAGUACAGAUUUUUUACCCUAUCUUGUGCCUUUCUUUAUUGUUUGAAGCUGAUGCAUUGAAUGUAACAUAACUAAUAUAAUGUAAAGAGUU